Messenger RNA from Pseudocercospora fijiensis CIRAD86, 700 nucleotides. RefSeq lists its product as uncharacterized. NCBI's taxonomy places the organism in Eukaryota, Fungi, Ascomycota, Dothideomycetes, Mycosphaerellales, Mycosphaerellaceae. The transcript has 2 exons. The record is from RefSeq and is a predicted model, not a curated record. The annotation marks the transcript as partial.
UAGUAUCCUUGUCCGUUGAUCACAAAAGCUUCUCCUCGUUUGCCCCACAAGAACCUCGUACGAAGCCCCCAUGGGGCUGCGUCAACCCGAGAGGUGAAGUCAAUUCUUUCUCGAAUCGGUAAUAACCACACCGUUUUCGGCAUUUACGGUACGAAACAACAUCGUGUGGCCCCAACUCAGGCUGAUCUCGGGCCAAUCGCUCGACGUCUACUUCUCCCUGGCGACCCAAGUCACUAUCUCGCCAUCGAUGGCACUGCGUCUCUCGAGCUUCAAGCACCACGCAAAUGCUGCACUAUGCAGCCUCUCCAGCUCGGCAGCCUCUGGACUGGCAGACUCUCAAGUCCUCGCACCGUUUUCUGCUACGCAGAUACGAGAUUUCUUGCUUGAUCAGCAUAGCACUUUACGCAGUCCACUGCAGGUCGUGUGCGAUCAGCUCUGCACCCGCCUCGUGCAAUCGUGUAUGUAUGGAGAGUUUAGACCCAGCUUGUCUGCUCUUGAGAGAAUCAGGACGGCGAAUGAAUUUCAUGAAGUUGUUCAAGUAUCUUGGGUGCCGUAUCGGUUGCAGCUGCAGCAGUACCAGUACUCUUGCCUGAGGAGUUUCAUCAAGAUAGAGAGAAGUGUCAUCGGAUCGCUGAAUUAAGAUGUCGAGAGUGUUGAGGGUCACAUUCUUAGGCCACCAUCUAUCUCGAGACCAGACUAG